GGUGGGCGAAGUGGGUACACCAACAAACAAACAACAGGACCAACACAUAUACUCCUUUUCUUAUCAUCACCUCGCGCCUACUACGUUGGCGACGGCGAACGAAGCCACCACCCCCGGCGAGAGUAAGCCGCAACCGAGGGCUAGGGUGCGGGGCCCGCCGUUCAAUAUGGCGUCGUUGUCCUCGCCGUGGGUUGAAUGGGCCGGGGAGUACACCAAGGCGGCGCAAGCGGAGGCGCUCCCGCCGAACGAGUGGGCGGCGCGGGUGGCCACAGCGGCGGCGGUCGCGGGGGAAAGAGGGGACGUACAGUUUUCGGCAGGGCUGGCCGAAAUGCUGGCGCGCGUGCUCCUCUCUGGGCAAAUCAGCAGCGCCGCCCCCACCGCGGCGUGGAAGUACGCCGAGGCUGCCCUCGCCGCGCGCCUCGCGUCACCGGCGCUCCUCCUCGCGAUCCUCUCCUCAAGGGUAAUUCCUCAACGGGUUGCAAGGCCAACAGCGUAUCGACUUUAUUUGGAGCUCUUGCGGAGACAUGGAUUCAAAUUAUGUUUUCAGAUGAAAGCGGCAAAUUCCAACAAGAUCAGGCAGUUAAUAGAUGAUAACCUUAACCUCUCCAAGAUAUUUGGUUUUUCAGCAUGUGAACCAGGGGUCUUUAUUGUUGAACUUGUCCUUUGCAUUUUAUGGCAGUUGGUCGAUACCGCAUUAGACGAUGAGAGUCUGUUAGAGUUAACCCCAGAAAAGAAAGCUCAAUGGCCAACUAGGCCUCAAGAUAUUAGUGCAUUUGAAGUUUCUUUUCCUGAACAAAAGCCAGAGAAAAUUGAGAAAUUACAGAGGAUGAAUAGUGUGAUAACUAUAGAGCUUAUCGGACAUCUUCUUCACAAUAAAGUAAUUACUCGUAUUCUCUCAUUGGCACGCGAAAACAUGCAAACUCAGUGGGGAUUAUUCACUUAUCGGUUACAAUUGCUUGUGGCAAACUCAUCCACCUUACAAGCUUCGACGAUGUCCUUGCAAGCAUUUCAGCAGUUGAUUCUAGAUGACCACAAUGUCCAUGGCGAAAAUAAACAUAGUUUGCACAAAAAAUUCCACCCCAUGGUGGCUUCUAAUCCUCUAUCUUCUCCAAAUGGACAUUGCCUUGGUGGUAGUUAUUCCGCACUAUGGAUUCCUAUUGAUAUGUAUCUUGAGGAUUGCCUUGAUGGCUCAAUUGCUGCCACAAAUUCCAUUGAGAUUUUAAGUGGUUUGGUCAAGGCACUUCAAGCAGUCAAUAGAUCCAGCUGGCAUGAUGCAUUCAUGGCCCUUUGGAUAGCAUCAGUUCGCCUUGUACAAAGGGAACGAGAACCGAUUGAAGGUCCUGUGCCUCACCUUGAAACACGACUAUGCAUGCUUUUGUCUAUUGCAACACUUGCAGUUGCUGACAUAAUUGAGGAAGCAGAUUCACGUCGUGGUGAAACUGACCUCAGCAGUCACUGGAAACAAAAAACAGCAAGUGAUGAUCUGCGUAAGGAAUUGAUGUUAAGCUUACAGGCUCUUGGCGAUUACGAGAGUCUGCUUGUUCCUCCUCCAUGUAUCAUCUCGGCAGCUAAUCAGGCUGCUUCAAAAGCUGCAAUGCUUGUUUCAGGAAUUAACAGUAGCAGCGGCUACAUGGAAAGUAUCAAUGAAACUGGAAACAUGAGGCACUUGAUUGUGGAGUCAUGUAUCUCAAGAAACUUAUUGGAUACGUCAGCUUACUAUUGGCCUGGUUAUAUUAAUGGUCAUGUCAACUCCAUGUCUCAUGCAAUUCCUAGCCAACUUGCUGGGUGGGCGGCCUUCAUGAAGGGUACACCAUUAACUCAGUCACUGGUUAGGGUGCUGGUCUCAAGUCCUGCUUCAAGCUUAGCAGAGCUGGAAAAGUUAUUUGAAGUUGCAGUCAACGGAUCAGAUGACGACAAGGUCUCUGCUGCUACUGUUCUCUGUGGAGCAACCUUGUUACGAGGUUGGAAUUUUCAGGAGCAUACAGUUCGCUUAGUCGUUAAACUGCUCUCACAUUCUGAUCCUGCUGAUUAUGCUGGUAGAGAGAGCCAGUUAAUAAAGCAUGGUCCAAUGCUUAAUGUUAUUCUAACUGGAAUAUCACCCGUAGACUAUGCUCCAAUCUUCUCAUUCCAUGGUCUGGUUCCAGAACUGGCUACUGUGCUCAUGGCGAUAUGUGAAGUUUAUGGGUGCCUUUCCCCAAGUGUUUCAUGGACGCUAGGAGCAGGGGAGGAAAUAUCUGCUCACACGGUCUUCUCAAAUGCGUUCAUUCUUCUGUUAAGACUAUGGAAGUUUAAUCAUCCACCGCUUGAAUAUUGCAUAAUGGGAGAUGGUGCUCCAGUUGGUUCACAACUAACUCCUGAGUAUCUUCUGUUAUUGAGAAACUCCCAGGUUCUUACUGCCAGCAGUUCAUCCAAAAGUAGAAGCAGCCAGAAGCAAUUACCUGUUACUUCAAGUCGUUCUUCUCAGAAUCCUAUUUUUAUGGAUUCUUUUCCGAAGUUGAAAUUGUGGUACCGGCAGCACCAAGCUUGUCUGGCCUCGACUCUCUCUGGACUUGCUCAUGGAACACCUGUACAUAACAUUGUAGACAGCCUUCUCAACUUGAUGUUCACAAAGGCCAACAAAGGAAGUACAUCUAUUGGUUCUGUAUCUGGGAGUAGCAGCAUAAGUAACUCCUCUGGUCCUGGUGGCGACGAUUCACAUCUUUGGCCUCAGUUGCCCGCUUGGGAAAUACUAGAAGCUGUUCCAUUUGUGGUUGAUGCUGCUCUAACUGCUUGCUCCCAUGGAAGACUAUUUCCACGUGAACUGGCUACAGGUCUCAAAGAUCUAGCUGAUUUUCUGCCUGCAUCUACUGCAACAAUCGUAAGCUACUUUUCAGCUGAAGUGACACGUGGUGUUUGGAAACCUGCAUUCAUGAAUGGAACAGAUUGGCCUAGCCCGGCUGCCAAUUUAUCCAUGGUUGAAGAGCAUAUCAAGAAAAUUGUAGCCGCCACUGGCAUUGAUGUUCCAAGACUUGCAACAGGAGGAACUACUUUGGGUAGACUUCCAUUGCCACUGGCUGCUUUUGUGAGCCUCACCAUCACAUACAAGCUUGACAAGGCAUCCGAACGUUUCCUUAACCUAGCUGGUCCAGCUUUAGAGAACCUUGCUGCUAGCUGCCCUUGGCCAAGCAUGGCAAUUGUCGCAGCACUGUGGACUCAAAAGGUCAAGCGAUGGAGUGAUUUUCUCGUCUUUUCAGCAUCACGCACGGUCUUCUACCAUAACAAUGAUGCAGUUGUCCAGCUCCUCCGAAGCUGCUUCACUUCUAUUCUUGGCAUGUCGUCAACAUCAUUAUGCUGUUGUGGAGGUGUUGCUAGCCUUCUGGGUCACGGAUUUGGCUCUCAUUGCUCCGGUGGUCUCUCACCAGUUGCACCAGGAAUUCUCUACCUCCGGAUAUUCCGGUGCAUCAAGGACUGCUCUAUACUUGCAGAAGAUAUACUUUCCCUGCUGAUGCUUUCGGUGAAAGACAUAGCUGAGACAACAGUGUCCAGGCAUGGAUCGGACAAGCUAAAGAGGACCAAGUAUGCAAUGGGACAUGGACAGAUCUCUCUUGCUACUGCAAUGACACAAGUUAAGGUAGCGGCAUCACUUGGAGCGACACUCGUGUGGUUAUCAGGAGGUACCACCCUUGUCCAGUCUCUGUUUCAAGAGAUAUUGCCCUCUUGGUUCCUUUCUGUGCAGGAUCUGGACCGAGGAGGAGACAGUGGAGGAAUGGUAUACAGGUUGGGUGGACAUGCACUUGCCUACUUUGCAGUGUACGCUGGGAUGUUCGCUUGGGGCAUUGACCCGACAGCAGUGUCCCGCCGUCGAGAGAGGGUUAUGGGGUUGCACCUGGAGUUCCUAGCAAGCGCAUUGGACGGAAAGAUCUCUCUAGGCUGCAACAUGUUCCUGUGGCGUGCCUACGUUUCGGGCUUCCUGGAGCUGGUAGUGGACCGCGUCCACUGCUUGUUGCAUGAGGUCGACCUCAAGGUGCUCAAGAAGCUUAGCAUUGGGCUCCGGCAGUGGAAAGAGAAGGAGCUUGCGGUGGCCAUCCUUUGUAGGGGUGGGCCGGAGGCAAUGGGUGUCGCCGCAGAGUUGAUACUGGAUAGCGAGUGGUGACCGACUCUGGAGUUGCUGGUAUAUUCUUCGUUAUCGAUGUUGCUGACUGUACAUAACCAGACGACGAGCGUGUGUAUGCUUGGUUUCUGUGGAAUACUGUUAGGUGUUCUACUCUCCCUAAUACCCCAAUAACAUCUGCUAACCGCCAUCUCUAUAUGUGAAUGGUGGAAGUAACUGCUCUACAAGAUUUAACCCAUUUAGGCCUUGUACAAUGCUAGAUGCUUAGAGAGGUACUUAGAGAAAUAAACGAGGAUGUUUGCAACUGUA
Molecule: messenger RNA, 4399 nt
Organism: Hordeum vulgare subsp. vulgare (domesticated barley)
Lineage: Eukaryota; Viridiplantae; Streptophyta; Magnoliopsida; Poales; Poaceae
Product: mediator of RNA polymerase II transcription subunit 33A
Exons: 12
Coding region: 167-4132 (1321 amino acids)
Biological process (GO): regulation of phenylpropanoid metabolic process
Cellular component (GO): mediator complex
Source: RefSeq, a predicted model, not a curated record